Molecule: messenger RNA, 878 nt
Organism: Condylura cristata (star-nosed mole)
Lineage: Eukaryota; Metazoa; Chordata; Mammalia; Eulipotyphla; Talpidae
Gene: SLX1A
Product: SLX1 structure-specific endonuclease subunit homolog A (S. cerevisiae)
Exons: 6
Coding region: 18-818 (266 amino acids)
Biological process (GO): double-strand break repair via homologous recombination
Cellular component (GO): Slx1-Slx4 complex
Molecular function (GO): 5'-flap endonuclease activity; crossover junction DNA endonuclease activity
Source: RefSeq, a predicted model, not a curated record
UCGGACCCCAAGUCCCGAUGGGCCCCGCGGGGGGCGCGGCGGGGCCCGGGCGCUUCUUCGGCGUCUAUCUGCUCUACUGCCUGAACCCUCGGCACCGGGGGCGCGUCUACGUGGGGUUCACCGUUAACCCGGGCCGUCGCGUCCAGCAGCACAACGCGGGUCGCAAGAAAGGCGGGGCCUGGCGGACUAGCGGGCGCGGGCCCUGGGAGAUGGUGCUCAUUGUGCACGGCUUCCCUUCCGCCGUGGCCGCCCUUCGGUUCGAGUGGGCCUGGCAGCACCCGCACGCCUCGCGUCGCCUGGCGCACGUGGGCCCGCGCCAGCGGGGUGAGGCCUCCUUCGCUUUCCACCUGCGGGUGCUGGCGCACAUGCUCCGCGCGCCGCCCUGGGCGCGCCUCCCGCUUACACUGCGCUGGCUGCGCCAGGACUUCCGCCAGGAUCUUUCCCCGCCACCGCCGCCGCACGUGCCGCUGACUUUCGGGCCUCCGCCGCCAGCGACCCGGAGGUGCCUCGCUGCUCCCGCUGCAGGCCAGGACUCCCAGGCCCUUUGCACCCUGUGUGCGCACGCGAUCCAGGAUGAAGAGGGGCCCCUGUGUUGCCCCCACCCUGGCUGCCUCCUGAGGGCCCAUAUGAUCUGCCUGGCAGAGGAGUUCUUGCAGGAGGAGCCAGGCCAGCUUCUGCCGCUAGAGGGCCAAUGCCCUGGCUGUAACAACUCACUGCUGUGGGGAGACCUGAUCUGGCUGUGCAGGAUGGGCACUGAGGACGAAGAGGAAGACUUGGAAUUAGAAGAGGAACAUUGGACAGACAUGCUGGAGACCUGAUCCUCUCUCUCCCCACCCUGCCCCCACCGAUUCCUUUUCUGUGCCACCCCCUGUAGGGCU